AUGGAAGCAUUGUGGCUACUCAGAGCAAUUUUUCCACUUUUAAUUACUGUGAUCGAAGGAGAGACACUGGAUGUUAUAGCAACGUUUGAUUCACAUCAUAACAAUUCCCAUUGCAUGACUUUCUUUACAGAAUUACAAAGUGAAAUCACAGAUGAAAAUCGAUUUGAUAUCUCAAUCUGUGUCAAUGAAAUUUUACGAAAGUACUUGAAGCCCGACUACAUGAAAAACUCAUCAACAAUCUUUCUCAAUUUACUUCCGAACUUUGAAACCACCUCAAUGAUGACACAGCAAAGAAUUCUUAAACUUCUCAAUGAAGACGAAACACAUCAAGUAAACUUAAUCAUCAAAGAUGACGCGCCACCGCAAGAAAACGAGCCAAAAGCACGUGAGAAAGCUAAGAAUUAUCUGAUUCUUGUAACGUUUCCAACGGAAAUCGUUGAGAAUAUCAAAAAGCUUCAAAAACUGAGCAUGUGGAAUCAUGAAGCAAAAUUCGUCGUUGUCGUCACUGAACGAUUUUCCGAUCAAUUUGAAAUGGAAGUGGUAGUUUCAGGAACUUUCAAGCUGUUCUUUGAUUAUUCAAUCUUAAACGUGUAUGUUCUUAUUCAAAAUCUAGACGUGGAUAAUUUAUUGCAGUCGUUCAUCUGGUAUCCUUACGAUGGAAAUUCAUGUUCCAAUAUUUUAUCGUACAACAAUCUAGAAACAAUUGAUGAAUGUGAAAUGUUUAAUCAUACAAGUGAAGGGGAAAAAAAGUUUGAAAUGCGUGAAUUAAUCCCAGAACAACCAUCCCAUUUACCAGACAAAUUCCAUCAAUGUCCGAUGAUUGUUACAACGCCUAUUUGGGAGCCUUUUGUGAUUGGUACAAGUGAAGCUCCGACUGGUGGAAUUGAAUUUCUUCUUAUAAAAACUAUAGCUGAGAAGCUCGAUAUGAAAUUAAUUUUUCGUGUUGUGGACGAUGCAACUGCUUUCAGAUUGGUCACGGAAGAUGAAGAGACGGGAUUUUAUUCAGAUUUAAUUAAACGAAAAAUCGAUGUGAUGAUUGGUGGAUUGUAUGAUAAUGAAAUCAGCAGGAAGCUUCUAAGCACAACAAUUCCCUACGAUUCUGAUGAAAUAACUUGGUGCGUCCAACGAAGCGGCUUAGCUCCAAACUGGAUGAAUGUUUUCGCUAUAUUUGACAUAAUGCUUUGGAUAUAUGCAAUAAUUUGCAUAUUUGGAUGUUCUUUGUUUCUCUUCAUUUCAGUGAAAAUUGAAAAUGAUAGAAAGGAAAAUUUCCUGUGGGCACUUAUGAUAAUAAUGUGUUAUUCAAUUGGAAUUUACGGACAUUAUGAUCCGAGACGGGGCUUCAUUCGUUAUUAUAUUGCUUUUCUCUGUUUUUAUGGCAUGCACUUUUCUGCAGCAUAUCAUAGCUUUCUGUUGAGUGUGCUGACAACGCCAAGAUACUCCCAUCAAACUGCGACUAUUCAUGAAGCCAUCGAUGCCGAAUAUCAUUUCACUGGUGGAGAAAAUUUGAAAGCUGUUUUUGAAAGACCAGAUAAAGCCUCGAAUCAUUUGAAAGAGGCUUAUAAACCAUGCUAUGAAAUGGACAAGUGCUUAAUGGAUAUUGAAAGAGAUGAGAAAUUAGCUGUUGCCAUAUCACGACAACACGCGACUAAUGCUCGAAUCCCUCUUAACGUUGAAAACAUGUAUUGCUUCGAUAAGGCUAACAAUAUCUUCAGCUUCUCUGUUGUGAUGCUUUUCAAAAAGGAUCAUCACUUGUUGCCUGCUGUUAACGUUCUAAUUCGUCGUAUAACUGAAUCAGGAUUUAUUUUGAAAUGGAAAGCUGACAAUGAGAAAGUUAAAAUUAAUGAGAUACGGAAACAGCGUGGAGAUUCGCAUGAAAACGCGGAACCGCUAAAUCUUGGACAUGUUCUUGGCUCUUUCGGUUUGAUGUUUGUAGGAUUUUGUUUAGCUAUCGGAGCAUUUAUCAAUGAAUGGAUUGUCUACUAUCUUGUGCAUAAACGAAAUAACAAAUUUCUUCAAAAGUAUAUUGAAGAAAAGUUUCUUUAUUCAUAA
This is a messenger RNA of Clunio marinus, 2049 nucleotides long. Lineage: Eukaryota; Metazoa; Arthropoda; Insecta; Diptera; Chironomidae. The record is from the annotation of a GenBank genome assembly.